Molecule: messenger RNA, 2109 nt
Organism: Fulvia fulva
Lineage: Eukaryota; Fungi; Ascomycota; Dothideomycetes; Mycosphaerellales; Mycosphaerellaceae
Product: 25S rRNA (cytosine(2870)-C(5))-methyltransferase
Exons: 2
Coding region: 1-2109 (702 amino acids)
Biological process (GO): maturation of LSU-rRNA; rRNA base methylation
Cellular component (GO): nucleolus
Molecular function (GO): rRNA (cytosine-C5-)-methyltransferase activity; RNA binding
Source: RefSeq, a predicted model, not a curated record
AUGGGUGCCGGACGUCGCAUGAACAAGAAGCAGGGCAUGCCCGAGGUGCUAGACGAGACGAAGAUCUCAACGAAGAAGCGAAAGUCGGUAGCUCCCACGGACAGCGCCAUCAAAAAGCAGAAGACGGUUGAAGUCAAGCCUGCAAAGAAGCCGACCACGAAUGGCACUGCCAAGAAGGCUGUGCCAGCGGCGAAGGCGCCGAAGAAGCGACAGCCAGAGCCAGAGCCAGAGCCCGAGCUCGACGACGACGAUGUUGCACAUCUCAGCGGCGACGCAAUAGACGGCGCCGAUGUGCUGGAGGACGAGCUGAACGGAGUAGGAACGGCUGACCUUGACCUGGACGAUGAUGCAUAUGGCAGCGAUGCGAGCCGUCUCGAGCAUGCACUUUCGGGCUCAGACGACGAUGUCGACUACUCGGACGACGAGGUGCAAAAGCAGAAGAUGUGGUCAGACGAUGAAGACGAAGACGAUGGCAUGGAGAAGCUGAAUGCUGCCAAUAUCGCCGGUCUUACGAGGAAGUUGGACAAGAAGAGAGCACAAGAUGCCGCAGAUGCUGAAGCAGAAUUGCGACAAGAUGCGAUGCAGACGAACAUCGAGGCAGACCUGGACGAGGGCCAAGAAGAUGGCAAGUCGAGUAUGCUCGCACCAGACUUGCAGAUGCUGCGAACGAGCAUCACAGAGACGGUGCGUGUCUUGACCAGUUUCAAGGAUCUGGCGGAACCGGGAAAGAGCAGAGCAGACUAUACACAGGCGCUGCUGAACGACAUCUGCACAUACUACGGAUACUCGCCCUUUUUGGCCGAGAAGCUGUAUUCGCUGUUCCCGCCGCAGGAAGCACUGGCCUUCUUCGACGCCAACGAAACGCCUCGACCGAUGGUCAUCCGCACAAAUACACUACGGACACACAGGCGAGAUCUCGCGCACUCGCUGAUCAACAGAGGUGUCACGUUGGAGCCUGUCGGGAAGUGGUCCAAAGUCGGUCUGCAGAUCUUCGAGUCGCAAGUGCCGCUCGGUGCCACUCCAGAGUACCUGGCAGGACAUUACAUCCUGCAGGCUGCGUCGUCUUUCCUUCCAGUCAUGGCUCUGGCACCGCAAGAGCACGAGAGGGUGCUCGACAUGGCCGCUGCUCCAGGAGGAAAGACGACACAUUUGGCGGCACUCAUGCGCAACACCGGCUGUAUCUUCUCCAACGACGCCAACAAGGAUCGUGCCAAGGGUUUGAUUGGUAACAUUCACCGACUCGGCGUCAAGAAUACGAUCGUGUGCAACUAUUCUGCUCUGGAAUUCCCCAAGGUCAUGGGUGGCUUUGACCGAGUCCUGCUCGACGCGCCUUGCUCGGGUACUGGUGUUAUUGCAAAGGAUGCCAGCGUCAAGACGAAUAAGACCGAAGCCGACUUCCUCCGCCUACCGCAUCUUCAGAAACAGCUUCUGCUAGCAGCAGUCGACUCUGUGGACCACGCGAGCAAGACUGGAGGCUAUAUCGUCUACAGUACAUGUUCAGUCACAGUCGAGGAGGACGAGCAGGUCGUGCAAUACGUUCUCAACAAGCGACCCAACGUGAAGCUGGUACCGACAGGCCUUGUCUUCGGUAAGGAAGGGUUCACCCGAUACCAAUCGAAGCGCUUUCACCCGAGUAUGAAAGAGACAAGACGAUACUACCCACAUGCAUACAACGUCGACGGCUUCUUCAUCGCCAAGCUUAAGAAGACUGGCCCCACACCGGCGAAUGCUGUCAAGGCGCAAGGCAGCGCAGAGGAGAAGAAGCAACAUGCGAAUGGUGGUAUUACCGAGAAGGACGCAGACGAUGAAGAUGUGCAUGUACCAAUCACGGAAGAGAGUGAUGCAGCGAAUGGUGCAAGUGAUGAUUUCGGUGGCUUCGACGACGACGAAGAUGAAAAGAUCAUCGAGAGGAGUCUGAAGAAGCAGUUGAAGAAGAAGGGUAUCGACCCCAAGGCGAGCAAAAGUAAAGCUGUCAAGACUGUCUUGCUCAGGAUAAGCACUGUUUUCGCGUUCUCUGGAUAUACCGCCGCAUGGUCUUACUUCCAGGUUAUAGCCUUUGGAGCGACGAUGCUCGUAUGGGCGCGGAAAGAGCCCGCAAACCUGAACUAG